AUGAACACCUUUUUAGUAGUGUGCCUCGCUGUUUCGCUAUAUAUUUGUAAUGCUUGUAAAUGUAAAACACAGACAAGCCAAGAGUCUUUCUGCGCUGCUGAUUGGGUGUCACAUGUGAAGGUGAAACUACGUGUUUCAAAACAACCUAUGCCACCUGGAUCGCCACGUAAAGGUCUGAACAACCAUCGGUAUGCAGUGGAACAUAUCAAAGUGUACAAGAAACCGUCGGAUCUCAAAGCUUUGCCAGCUGAAAUCUACACGCCCUCCGAACCACCCGCUUGUGGCCUUCUCAUCGACGCGGGCAAAGAGUACCUCCUCGCAGGAAAGAUUCACAACGGGACUCUGCUCACUGUGUUGUGCGGCCAAGUACUUGUCGAUAAUCCCGCAGAAGAAUUAUACGAAAACGUGCUGGAAUGGAAGAAAGUGCCCAAACAACUGCAAGAGAAACUUCCUACAUUUAAAUGUUGA
Messenger RNA from Haemonchus placei, 468 nucleotides. NCBI's taxonomy places the organism in Eukaryota, Metazoa, Nematoda, Chromadorea, Rhabditida, Trichostrongylidae. The record is from the annotation of a GenBank genome assembly.